CUCGGCGGGCGGCGUGGAGCUGGAUUAGGAUGCCGCUGCCACCUGCGCGGCAGUCAGCAAGAUGUCAUGGCAUCCCCAGUACCGGAGCUCCAAGUUCCGCCAUGUCUUUGGCAAACCGGCCAGCAAGGAGAACUGCUAUGACUCUGUGCCCAUCACCCGCAGCGUCCACGACAAUCACUUCUGUGCAGUGAACCCCCACUUCAUCGCAGUGGUCACUGAGUGUGCAGGUGGGGGGGCCUUCCUCGUCAUCCCCCUGAACCAGACAGGAAAGUUGGACCCCCACUACCCCAAGGUCUGCGGGCACAGAGGGAACAUCCUAGACAUCAAGUGGAACCCUUUCAAUGACUUCGAGAUUGCCUCCUGCUCUGAAGAUGCCACGAUCAAACUCUGGGACAUCCCCAAGCAGCUGCUGACAAGGAACCUCACAGCCUACAGGAAGGAGCUGGUGGGCCAUGCACGCAGGGUGGGCCUAGUAGAAUGGCACCCCACGGCUGCCAACAUCCUCUUCAGCUCCGGCUAUGACUACAAGGUGAUGAUCUGGAACCUGGACACCAAGGAGUCUGUCAUCAUGAGCCCCAUGAGAACCAUCUCCUGUCACCAAGACGUGAUCCUGUCCAUGUCUUUCAACACCAAUGGCAGCCUGCUGGCCACUACCUGUAAAGACCGAAAGAUUCGGGUUGUUGAUCCCCGGCUUGGGACAGUCCUGCAGGAAGCCAGCUACAAGGGGCACCGGGCCAGCAAGGUGCUGUUUCUGGGAAACCUGAAGAAGCUCCUAUCCACAGGCACAUCACGCUGGAACAACCGGCAGAUGGCCCUGUGGGACCAGGAUGACCUCUCAGUGCCCCUCACAGAGGAGGACCUGGAUGGCUCCUCCGGCGUCUUGUUUCCCUUCUACGACCCGGACACCACCAUGCUCUACGUGGUUGGAAAGGGGGAUGGCAACAUCCGCUACUAUGAGGUGAGUGCCGACAAACCUCACCUGACCUACCUGACUGAGUUCCGCUCCUACAACCCUCAGAAGGGCAUCGGUGCCAUGCCAAAGAGAGGUCUUGACGUGUCCUCCUGCGAGAUCUUCCGCUUCUACAAGCUGAUCACAACGAAAAGCCUCAUCGAGCCCGUAUCCAUGAUUGUGCCCCGGCGGUCGGAAUCCUACCAAGAGGACAUCUACCCACCUACAGCAGGGACCCAGCCCUCCCUGACGGCCCACGAGUGGCUCAGUGGGAUGAACAAAGAGCCAAUCCUGGUGUCCCUCCGGCCCGGCUCCCAGCUGCUGAGCCCUCGGCCUCUGCCUCCCCAGCGACCCCUCUCCAAUGCUGCAGCCCCAGCUUCACUCCUGCCCGUGGACCCCACACCAAAGCUGGCCACAGAGGACAGCCGGAGGCCCAGCCCCCUGUUGGAGGAGAAGGUGCCAAGGUGGGCAGUGGAGCACAGGCUGGAGGAGAAGAAAUCCUGGCUCACAAACGGCUUUGACGUUUUCGAAUGCCCCCCACCAAAGACAGAGAAUGAGCUGCUGCAGAUGUUCUAUCGGCAACAGGAGGAGAUCCGAAGACUCCGGGAGCUGCUGACCCAGCGAGAGGUCGAGGCCAAGCAAUUGGAACUGGAGAUCAAAAACUUGCGGAUGGACUCUGGGCAGUUCUGAGCAAGGCCUCUGCCAUCCCCGCCCUCAGGGACACCACUGGCUUUGUGGGGAGGUCCAGAACCGAGCUUCACAUCCCCCAAAACAACCACUAUUUCUAUAUUUUUUAUCAGAAAACGAAAACUCUCAGUCACUGAAAGAGAUUCC
This is a messenger RNA of Octodon degus (degu), 1783 nucleotides long. Its product is annotated as coronin-2A. The record is from RefSeq and is a predicted model, not a curated record. NCBI's taxonomy places the organism in Eukaryota, Metazoa, Chordata, Mammalia, Rodentia, Octodontidae. The transcript has a single exon. Gene Ontology annotation, molecular function: actin filament binding. The coding region runs from base 62 to 1639 and encodes 525 amino acids. Gene Ontology annotation, biological process: actin filament organization.